AUGACUGUAGGCCAGAAUGAGUCUAAAUUUACUGAAUUAUCCCGUUUUGCCCCAUUUAUGAUUCAGGAUGAAGCUCGCAAAGCUAAGAAGUUUGAACGAGGUCUGAGAGGGUCAAUUCGUAACAAGUUGACUCCACUUAAGCUUAGAUUGUAUGCCGAUGUAGUAGAACGGGCUCUAAUGAUAGAGCGAGACAACGAAGAAUUCUGGAAAAGUCGUAACCAAAAGAGAGAAGCGAAGAGCAAUGCUAGGGCUGCAUCGAAUACAUCUCAAACACAGGGUGAUGCUUCUAAGAAACUAAAGACGAUGGUAACAAAUACCUCAACUCCUGCUCAGCCAAUGAACCGAUUUACGGGUAAAUGUUAUAACUGCGGAAUAGAGGGUCACUCUGCGCGUUUUUGUAAACAACCACCUCAGCAACCACAUUAUCAGGCGCUCCCUCAGAUGCACCCGAGACCUCAGCCACAGUUUCAAGCACAUCAACCGCAGUACCAGAGACCCCCAUAUCAUCAAGUACCGGAACAGUAUCAGAGAAAUUCGCAACAAAGACCCCCUCAGCAGCAGCAACGCCCACAACAACAACACUAUCAGCCGAGGCAGGAAGGUCAGGCUUCUCGACAACCAGCCCAGGGUCGUGUGUUUACUAUAGUACCAUCAGACGCAAAUGCUAAUGGAGCAGUGGUGGAAGAUAAGAAUUUAGUAAUUGCUACACCAAUAGGAAGCUCCGUAGUGUUAAAUCAGAUAUGUAGAUCUUGCCCUGUCAUGGUUGGAGAUUCCGUAUUGUUAGCCGACCUUAUCGUAUUAGACAUGCAAGAGUUCGAUGUUAUUCUGGGAAUGGAUUGGUUAGCUUCGUUCCAUGCAAAGUUGGAUUGUUUUGAGAAGACCGUGACAUUCUCUAUUCCUGGGCGACCGAGACUCCAGUUUCUUGGAAAGCAAAAGAAUGGACCGUCAUGUGAUUUCUUAACACUUUUGGAGGAAGAACCACAUGAAGUAGGUAUCGAUCAAAUUCCAAUCGUAUGUGAGUUUUCCAAUGUAUUUCAAGACAUACCAGGGUUGCCUCCAAGAAGGGAGAUCGAAUUUGGUAUAGAUCUUAUGCCCGGAGUCUCUCCAAUCUCCAUGACACCGUACCGUAUGGCACCAGUAGAGUUGAAGGAACUGAAGGAGCAGAUUCAAAAGUUAUUGGAGCAGGGUUUCAUUCGGCCGAGUACAUCACCGUGGGGUGCACCAGUCUUAUUUACGCCUGUCUGUUCAAGCUUCACUGAAGCACGUCCAGCGUCCAGAGACGCUGGACGGACGACGUGA
Magnolia sinica is the source of this 1299-nucleotide messenger RNA. RefSeq lists its product as uncharacterized. Gene Ontology annotation, molecular function: zinc ion binding; nucleic acid binding. Lineage: Eukaryota; Viridiplantae; Streptophyta; Magnoliopsida; Magnoliales; Magnoliaceae. The transcript has 3 exons. The record is from RefSeq and is a predicted model, not a curated record. Bases 1 to 1299 code for a protein of 432 amino acids.